GUUGGAGCUUACCGGCGUGCUCGUGGCGGGACUUCUAUAACAUGUCGGGGAAUAAGGACACCGACGGCGGCUGGAGGGGCUUUCUGUGGAAUUCCGAGAGGAAGGAGUUUCUGGGGAGAACCGGCGGCAGUUGGUUCAAAAUCCUUUUGUUCUACGUCAUCUUCUACGGCUGCUUGGCGGCCUUCUUCGCCGGGACCAUUCAGGUGAUGAUGCUCACCUUGAGCAACUACAAGCCCACCUACCAGGACCGGGUGGCCCCCCCAGGUCUGUCACAUAUGCCACGCUCUUUUAAGUCCGAGAUAUCAUUCAGCAUCAGCAACCCGACGUCGUAUGAGCUGUACGUGGCGAGCAUUAACAAGUUCCUCAUGCUCUACGAUGACGACCGCCAAACCGACCUGAUAAAAUACGAAAACUGCGGAGAUGAACCCGAGCCGUACCGCGAGCGCGGCAGCCUGGAGAGCGACCUGGGCCAGCGCAAGGCCUGCAGGUUCAGAAGGUCCUGGCUGCAAAGCUGCUCAGGCCUACCCGACGGCACCUACGGCUUCCGGGACGGAGCGCCGUGCAUCAUCGUCAAACUCAACAGGAUCGUCAACUUCAGGCCCAGGGCUCCCGCCAGCGAUGACGUGUUGCCUGCGGAUCUUGUCGGCCGAGUAAAGCCCAACUCCCUGCCCAUUUUCUGUAAGAACAAGCGCGACGAGGACGCGGACAAGCUCGGCGAGAUCAAGUACUUCGGCUUCGACGGAAGCUUCCCGCUGCAGUACUACCCGUACUACGGCCGGCUGCUGCACCCCAACUACCUUCAGCCCCUGGUGGCCAUCCAGUUCACCAACGUAACGCUGGGCCAGGAGGUGCGCAUCGAGUGCAAGGUUUACGGUGCCAACAUCAAGUACAGCGUGAAGGAUCGCUAUAUGGGACGAUUUGAGGUCAAGUUCAACAUCAACUCGUGACCUCCUCCGUAGGUCAGUCGGUCGGUCAGUCGGCGCGCACUCGUCACGCCCCCCUCCCCCACCCCCGCCCCCCUUUUUUUCUUUUCUUUUGACAAGCAACUCUCCCAAAAACACAGAGCCAAUUGAGAUGAUAAAAGAAAAAUAAGGAAGAAAAAAAAACCCCACCACUAUAGUCGUUCGUCUUUGAGCAUUCGAGUCCGGUGUUUCCCAAAACUUUAUUGAGCCGAGGCACAUAUCGUUAGCCAAAUAGCAUGAUUAACCAAGUCAUAUUUGAAAGUUUUCGGAAGACAACACUUGGGCAUUUGUGCUAUUAGGCUGACGAUAUUUUACAAAAAAAAAAAAAAAAAAAAAAAAACAUCUCUUGGCGCACAACGUAAAAAAAAUGUCACAAAAAGUUGCAAAAGCAUUUUUUUGUUCUGCCUGUCACUAUAUGUUGCUGGCAUAGAUAGUUUGACCUGGGAUAUAUGUUAAAUAGUAAAUUUUUCUGGAAAAUAUGAGAUCGUCAUAAGUUUUUCUUCUUGAUAGUCAUGACUUUAUUUCUUCAAAUGAUUUUAUCGUCUACAACCUUUUCUUGAAAAUGUAUUCUCAUAAGAUUAUGACGGUUUUCUCUAUCUGUGGUCUUUUUUUUUCUUAAAAAUAAUAGUUUAUUCUCAUGUUGGUACCUUAGUAAACCCAGGACCCCCUGAAUUAAAAAAAGAUAAUUAUCAGAAUAAAGUUGUAUUUCUUUAAGGGAAAAGGCAUAAUUGCACGUUGAAUUAAAAUGAAAAUAUGACACUAUUCUGAGGAUUACGACUUUUUUUCUAUAAGAUAUAUAUAUAUAUUUUUUUCUUAAAAAUCUUGACUUUUUUGUUAAAAUGGGUUUGAUUCUCUUUUUUUCCCCCCUUGAAAAUAUGAGGCUUGCUUUUUUUUUUCCAGAAAAUAUGAUAUUCUCUAAAUGAUUUUUUCUCAAAUCUUGACUUUUCUCGAAAAAAAAUAUACACAUUUUUUCUCAAAAAUCGGCUUUAACAUUUUUCACCAUAUGACGAGUCUUAUUUUUUCCCCCCUCAAAUCUGGACUUUGUUUUUCUUCAAAAUAUGAGAUUUCAUUCUCAUACUUUUGUUUCCCUCAAAGCCAAACAAACCCCUUUAAAAAAAAAAAAAAUCACUUUUUUUUCUAAAAAAAAAUAAAUUAUGCGACUGUUGUCAUAGAAUAAAAUCUUUUUUCCCCCUCAAAUCUGGACUAAAGUAGGAAGAAAUAUUGACCUUUUUUUUUCUCGAAAAUAUGAGACUUGAUUCUCAUAAGGACUUUCUCGCAGAAUUUUGUGUAAAAAAAAAAAAAAAAAAAAAAAGUACAUGCAUAAGAAAAAAUACAUCUUUAUUCUGGUAAGAUUGCUUCUUUUGUCCUACAGUGCCAUAUGUGGGUUACCGUCGUAAACUGAUGCCACGCCUGUCAUUUUUCACCUUGUCUCCGCUGCCUUCCCCACUUUGAGGUGCUGCCACACCAUUUGAGAAUCAGAACCUUAUUCCACUUCCUAAAAAUGUGCGCGCUUCAUUCCCACUCGGGCUUCUCUUGUGUCUGUCCAGGGUUUUAGGACGUGGCGUAGCAAUAGCAAAGCAAAUCAAAUCAUAUUUAUUCUGCUGUACAUGAUGACGACGACGAUGAAUAUUAACUCCUCCUGGAGCCGUAGAGACGCGUCCAUACUAUGAAAAAAAAGAAGAAAAAAAUCGGCAACUCCACUACUAUUACUACUACUUACUACUACUGACGUGUUUGUGUCGUAAAAUCUCGUCUCGUCCGCUUCUGUGUGCGUGUGCCUGCGUGUGCGUUUGUGUGUGUGUGUGUGUGUGCGUGCGACUAAUUGAAAUACUAGCGCGGUACUGGACAACAUCAAGAAAGGAUCCAUCAUUUGUACGCUUUUCAUUCCCCCCUUCUGUCGUUUAUAGUUUUUUGUUUUUUUUUUAGUUUCUAGCAGAGUUCCUAUACUGUUGAAUGUUUUAGCCAUGUUCAUGGUGGAAGAAUUUUAUAUUUAUGCAGUUGUACAUUUUAUUUCUCUCUCUCUGUUUCUCUCAAAAGUGUCAUGUUUUGAAUCCGAUACCAAAGUAGUCGCUGGUUGAAAACAUACAAAAAAAAAAUAAGUAUCAAUGCAGUAUCCCGUUACAUGUUGACAAAAAAAAAAAAAAAAAAUGAAAUAAGAAAAAUAAUCAAAACACUUUGUCAGAAGUCUUCUGGUCACUUUAUUUAAUCUGGCUGAAACAAUAAACAACAAACAACAUCAAAAAGUCA
Molecule: messenger RNA, 3209 nt
Organism: Phyllopteryx taeniolatus (common seadragon)
Lineage: Eukaryota; Metazoa; Chordata; Actinopteri; Syngnathiformes; Syngnathidae
Gene: atp1b1a
Product: ATPase Na+/K+ transporting subunit beta 1a
Exons: 6
Coding region: 42-947 (301 amino acids)
Biological process (GO): intracellular sodium ion homeostasis; sodium ion export across plasma membrane; intracellular potassium ion homeostasis
Cellular component (GO): sodium:potassium-exchanging ATPase complex
Molecular function (GO): ATPase activator activity
Source: RefSeq, a predicted model, not a curated record